CGUCUAGGAAGUCAAACAGGUUUAGAUGAUGUCAUGAACAUUGCGACAAUUGUCUGUUCUUUUCGUUUAAAAAAAAGAUAAUUAUUAUUUAUUAUUUUAUUUAUUUAGAUUACAUACUUUAUACACUGAGUGUAGUGCAUGUCAUUUGGCCAUCAAAAACAACUCUGUUGGUGUUUAGUGUAAGAUUUGAUUAAUAUCUAUGCGCUUUUGUUUUGUUUUUUUUUGCUUUUGGCGCUCAUAUUUCACAGUGAAAAUGCUUUUAAACCAGCGAAUCGUCGGUAUAUAUUAAGACGCGUUAAUGAAAAUACUGCGGCUUAGGUUUUAAAUCUCAAUAUUUUAUGUCAGAUCCGUAGUUUUGUGUCGCUGAGUUUGUCAAUGGAAAGUGGAAAACAGACCGAGUGGAACUCGGCUUUAGAUAAAGACUUAAUUCAAGAUCCCGUUUCUGCUGUGAUUCCUCCGGGUCCUUCUCCGUGGAGCCUCUCGUCCGGGCCUUGGUCCUCUGAGAGCCAAGGCCCGUCAGGAUUACAUCAAUAUGCUGAAGCGCAACAUUACAGCAGUUUUAUCCCCAGCAAUGAACCACAAAGCCAAACCUUACAGAGGGGGGACUGGACUGAGGAAAGAUCCACAAAUACAAACGAGAACUGGGAAUCAAACAUGUCAUCACAAAUCAGCUCCUUUAAGGAUGCCAUGCAUCAUAUUGUUUCAAAGACUGACAAAACAUUCAAAUUAGAGGUGAAGUAUAUCAAUGCAGUGAAAGGGCGUGGUCUAUUUGCAAAGCAUUCCAUUUGCAAAGGUGAAUUUGUUGUUGAAUAUAGGGGAGAUAUAAUAAAUGAUGAAGAGUUGCAGAACAGAAGAAAACGGUACCACGCAUCCAGUGCUGCAUUUAUGUUUGAGUUUAAGAGAAGAGGGAAAACAUGGUGUAUUGAUGCCUCUAGAGAAGAUGGAUCGUUUGGGCGAAUAGUUAAUGACGACCAAAAACAUCCAAACUGUGAGAUGAGGAAAAUUUAUGUGAAUGGAAAGAUACACCUUUGUUUGUUUGCCCUGAAUGACAUUAAAGAAGGAGAAGAAAUUACAUAUGAUUAUGGAGGAGUAGACUACCCAUGGAGAACACAAACGACCAGCAUUGCUGCUAAUACCAAGGCAGAACGUGACUCUGAUCCUUCCCUCAGGUCACAAACUCCGAUGAAUGAUGCUCCUGGUCAAAUUAACUCUCCUCAAAUUGUGACACAGCUCCAAAAUGAAAAUGAGAUUUUUGAACCAAGACUGAGACGGACUAAAAGUAUAAUAAUGAAAGACAAAGAUCUUGAAGAUUCCGAUGAACUCUUUGAUUCUACACCAGAGAGUUCAGAUUAUUACUUUACAGAUACCACUUCUGAAAGUGACUUUGACUGUGAUGCUAAUCCUACACCAAACCAGACAAAACUUCAGCUUCUUUAUGAUCAACUGGAUGUUGAUGAUUCAGGCUCACUGAGCUCCCUUGACUGUGACACAGCAACAACAGAAAAAACCCAUCAGCAACAGAAAAAAGCAUCUGGAACAGAAAAACCAGGUUCAAGUCAAAAAGCAAUAGAAGGUGUAGUUGUUAGUGCGUUCCAAAAAAGAGGUGUUAGUAGAGUGUACAACAAGAGACAUUACUGCCUGUAUUGCUGUAAGCCUUAUGCCAAGGUGGCAAGGCAUCUAGAAGGUUCACAUGCAAAUGAAUCUGAUGUGGCUAAAGCGCUAAGCUUUCCAAAGAGUUCCAAGGAGAGAAGAAAACAGCUAGAUUAUAUUCGCAAAAGAGGAAACUAUGUUCACAAUGCUGCUGUAAUGGAAUCAGGAAAGGGGGAACUAGUGCCAUGUAAACGACCCUCCAAAGAAGCACAGGGAAAAGAUUUCAUGCAUUGUGCAUACUGUCAAGGACUUUUUGCAAGAAAGGUCCUGUGGCGACAUAUGCGCACUUGUAUGCUUCAACCUCAAUCGGUCCCUCUCAAACCAGGAAAAAAACGUGUUCAGUCGAUGUGUAUAUACACAGGGCCUGUGCCUUCAAACAUGACUAAACAACUAUGGGAAGUAAUUAGUGUCAUGAAUCUUGACCCAGUCACAGAUUUAAUAAAAAAAGACAAACUAAUUAUUGAUGUUGGUCAGCAUUUGUUAAACACAGGUGGGCUAUCAGCCAAGAAUAAACAGUGUGUGCGAGAGAAGAUGCGAGAAUUGGGAAGGUUAGUUCACAAUGCUAGAAGAGUCACCUCCUUAAAAACAAUGGAAGAUUGUGUAAAUCCAAAGAAGUACAUGGAGACUGUCAAAGCUGUCAAGUAUACAUGUGGGUAUGAAUCUGACAAAUUCAUGAUUCCAUCACUUGCAAAGAAGCUUGGGAAUUCUCUGCUUCAAGUAAGCAAAUUCUUAAAAGCCCAGGGCUUAAUGUCUAACAACAAACAACGAGUUAAGAAUGCCAGUGAGUUUCAAGACAUCCAUCAGGAAAAGUGGAACGAAAUGAUCUUAGACACCGCAAUGAGGAAUAUUAGGGAAGCAAAGUGCAAUGUGCCCGCUCUCAUACCUUUUUCUGAAGAUUUCCAAAAAAUGCACACAUAUCUCAGUCAAGUGCAAGAUAAGUGGUACAAAUCACUCUCUGAAAGUUCCUCUACUAAAGCCUGGGUGGAGCUGGCAAAGGUUUGUCUAGCCCAGAUAAUUCUCUUUAACCGGCGCAGGGGAGGAGAGGUGGCGAGCAUGCCGUUGUCUGCGUUUUUUUCAAGAGACACUUUUGAUCCACAUGAGGGUGUGGACUGGGCACUGUCCGAAGUAGAAAAACAGCUCUGCAGACACAUCUCAAGGAUUAUCACCAUGGGAAAGUGUGGUCAACCAGUUCCAAUUCUUCUGACUUCAAAAAUGCUGUGCUCCUUAGAACUCCUUGUUAAGCAGAGAGAGCCUUGUGGGGUUCUAAAAGACAAUUGUUACAUGUUUGCAAAACCAGAGGCCAUGACACAUUUCCGAGGGUCAGACUGCCUCCGUGGCUUUGCAAAGGCAUGUGGUGCAAAGUGUCCCAAAUCACUGACAUCUACCAGACUGCGAAAGCAUGCUGCAAUCCUUUCAACAGUGCUGAAUAUGACAGAAACGGAGAUGGACCAGCUUGGAAACUUUCUUGGACAUGAUAUAAAAAUGAAUCGUGAACUCCCUGAGAAGACCCUGCAACUCGCCAAGAUCUGCAAAGUUGUAAUGGCUCUUGAGCAAGGAAGAUUCGCUGAGUUCCAUGGCAAGAACCUGGAUGACAUUGUGAUAGGUCCUGAUGAAAAAGUUCUGGAAAGUGAUGAAGACAGGAUAAUACAAGAGGGACUCUGUCCAUCUACUGUUUAUGAACCAAUAGCAGAGAAGGCACUUCCUCCUGCCGAGAGGAAUGACAUGCCUCCACCACCACCCAAAAGACAAAAACCACCAUCACCAUCUUCAGGAGCCAGUGCUGUGAGGCCUCGUUUCCAAGGUCAAAUUACCCAUAAGAAAAAUCCCUGGCAGCAGACAGAGGUGCAGGCGGUGGAAAGGCACAUGAUGCGAUUCAUCACAUCUUUUACUGUACCAGGAAAGACUGACUGUGAGAAGUGUUUAAAGGCUGAACCAGAGGCUCUAAAGAACCGGGACUGGAAGAACGUGAAAUUCUUCAUAUAUAACCGUAUUACAGCCUAUAAAAAGAGUUUCCAGUGCAAAUAAUAUGACGAUUACCAACUGUCUGGUAUGCCAAUUUUAAACAAUAGCCUUUUUUCUCUCUUCCAUUGAAUUUUGAGGUAGGUGAAGUUGUUCUAGAAAUACCUACACUGUAUCCAAAGAGGUCAAAACUCCAGCAUAGCUUGUAGGAUAUUAAACAGCUUUUAUGUAAGACCAGUGUUUUUUAGCUUGUAGAUUUCAUCAGAAACCUAUACUGUAAAUAACAUUUCAAAUAAAGUGUGAAGCAAAACAUACAUUUUUUUAAUUAUUAUUUAUUUAUUAUUUUAAAAUAAGAAUUUAUUUAUUCAACAAUAAUUUACUUCCACACCUAUUGCUCAGUGGGACACCUAAAAUGAUAUUUGUCACAGGUUAAAAAGGAGCAAUGGGAGUGUCCAGCAGAGGACAUGGGUGACAUAUUAAACAAGACUGCUGUAUGAUUUAAGAUGUCAGAUGAAGGCCACAAGCUGGAAUGCAAUAGCAAAACUUGUUAAACAAUUUUACAGUUUUUAUCUUUUUUUCUUUUUGCUCUGUCUUAGUAUUUUUUUUAUACAUUUUAAUAUAAAUAUAAUUUAUUUGCAGGGCUUAUUUGACUUUGUAAAUGUUUGUAAAGUUGAACUCAUUAAAAGUUACAUUCAGCAAAU
Molecule: messenger RNA, 4310 nt
Organism: Carassius auratus (goldfish)
Lineage: Eukaryota; Metazoa; Chordata; Actinopteri; Cypriniformes; Cyprinidae
Product: RING finger protein 214-like
Exons: 12
Coding region: 376-3675 (1099 amino acids)
Molecular function (GO): ubiquitin-protein transferase activity; protein binding
Source: RefSeq, a predicted model, not a curated record